Polypterus senegalus (gray bichir) is the source of this 2435-nucleotide messenger RNA. RefSeq names its product nuclear receptor subfamily 2, group F, member 2 (gene nr2f2). The transcript is spliced from 3 exons. Gene Ontology annotation, biological process: cell differentiation; anatomical structure development; negative regulation of transcription by RNA polymerase II. The record is from RefSeq and is a predicted model, not a curated record. Gene Ontology annotation, molecular function: RNA polymerase II cis-regulatory region sequence-specific DNA binding; nuclear receptor activity; retinoic acid binding. Bases 1087 to 2343 code for a protein of 418 amino acids. Lineage: Eukaryota; Metazoa; Chordata; Cladistia; Polypteriformes; Polypteridae.
CCAAUGGGGUUGAGGAGGCGGUCCAAGAGCUCUGACCAGUCAAACACAGUCACUUUCCUUAUAAGGAAGCUCGUCUCUAUGGUAACGUGUGCUAAGUUGCAGCAGUCGUGUCAAAGUUCACUAUAUAGAGAGCUCAGUGAGCUGAUCAGAGAGAAAGCAUUCUGCCUGCCCAGCUCCUACAAAUCGCAUUCACUUCCUAACCUCCCCCUUUUUAACAUAUUUGAUCACUUUGAUUCUCAGUUCUUUUUUAUUAUCAUUUUUACGCGCAAGAAGGAGGUUCCGUAGGUUGUGAUCUUCUUUUUAUUAUUACCAUCGCUUGCUGGAGAGUUGACUCUUCAUAUCUGGCUCGACCACUAGAUUCAACGGUGCUGCUACGAGAGCGAUAGAAAGAAGAAGGACACAUUGAAGACACUGAUCUGUAUAUAUACAUAUGUAGUUGUAUAUAUAUAUGUAUAUAUAUAAAAAUACAGACAAAGAGAGAGAGAAACAGAGAUAUAUUUUUUGUAUCAGUGCAAGCUUUUUCGGGACUUCAACUUAAAAAGGAUCGCUUUUUACUGUUUCUUACUGGCACCUUAAGAGUCGGUCUCUCUCUUCUUUUUUUUUUUUUUUUGUGCUCUUUAAUCUUUAACCUCUUCUUCAUCCAUCCUUUUAUUCUUCUUUCUGAUGGGCUUCCUGAAUGGCUGACAGCAAGCUUCCCCGGACCUGGCCUCUAGACGCUAGUCGAUCUUCAGCUCGACGAAAAAUCAGUUUUAUUUAAAUAUACAGAAUAAAGAAGAAGAAAGAAUUAUUUACAGCUGCUUUACUUAUUUAUUUAUUUUUUUCAAUCUGAAAUACUACCGGACAAUUCAAUUACCUUCUUUUCAUUCAUAUUUGCACUGACUUUUUAAAGCAACCAAGAAAAAGCAAAAAUCUCUGUGCAUCUUCAAAAAUCAUAUAUACAUAUAUAUUUAUAUAUAUAUAUAUAAAUAGAGAGGUAGCUAGUUAGAUAUAUAUAUGUAUGCAUAUAUAUAUAUUGACAGAUAUAUAAACGCUACAGAAGCAAGAACAGAAGGGGGGGAUAAAGUUUCUUAACGUUGUCUGAUAGAUAUGGCAAUGGUAGUGUGGCGAGGCACCCAGGACGAUGUGGCCGAAACGCAGGGGACCCUUUCAUCCCAAGGAGGACCACUUUCUUUACCAACGCCUCAGGUGGCCCCACCAACUCCUCAAACGCCUGUGCAAGGGGGGCCCCCGACAACAACUUCACAGUCAACGCCGAGCAGCCAGGCGGGCCAACAAAACCAAACAGGGGAGAAGCAGCAGCCGCAGCACAUCGAGUGUGUAGUAUGUGGCGACAAAUCAAGCGGUAAACAUUAUGGCCAAUUUACCUGCGAAGGCUGCAAAAGCUUUUUUAAGAGGAGUGUACGGAGGAACCUGAGUUACACGUGCCGUGCCAACAGAAACUGUCCAAUUGACCAGCACCAUCGCAAUCAGUGUCAAUAUUGCCGCCUUAAAAAAUGCCUCAAAGUUGGCAUGAGACGGGAAGUUUCUCUUUUUACUGCAGCCGUUCAAAGGGGACGUAUGCCGCCUACGCAACCACAUCACGGCCAGUUCGCCUUGACAAAUGGGGAUCCACUGAACUGCCAUUCCUACUUGUCCGGAUAUAUCUCUCUCCUUCUUCGAGCGGAGCCCUACCCAACCUCCCGUUAUGGCAGCCAGUGUAUGCAGCCUAACAACAUAAUGGGCAUAGAGAACAUUUGUGAACUGGCAGCCAGGAUGUUAUUUAGUGCAGUGGAGUGGGCACGGAAUAUCCCCUUCUUCCCAGAUCUCCAGAUAACGGACCAGGUGGCUCUCCUGAGGUUAACCUGGAGCGAGUUGUUUGUGCUCAAUGCUGCCCAGUGUUCUAUGCCACUCCAUGUAGCCCCUCUACUGGCAGCUGCUGGUCUCCAUGCAUCGCCCAUGUCAGCGGACAGAGUUGUCGCCUUCAUGGAUCACAUACGGAUCUUCCAAGAGCAAGUGGAGAAACUAAAAGCUUUGCACGUCGACUCCGCCGAAUACAGUUGUCUUAAGGCCAUCGUUCUGUUCACUACAGAUGCUUGUGGUCUCUCAGAUGUGGCCCAUGUGGAAAGUUUGCAAGAGAAGUCCCAGUGCGCGUUGGAGGAAUAUGUGAGGAGCCAAUACCCCAAUCAGCCAACUCGCUUUGGAAAGCUAUUGCUUCGUCUGCCUUCACUCCGUACAGUAUCAUCGUCUGUCAUAGAGCAAUUAUUUUUCGUCCGUUUGGUAGGUAAAACCCCGAUAGAAACCCUCAUCCGAGAUAUGUUGUUAUCUGGGAGCAGUUUUAACUGGCCUUACAUGUCAAUUCAAUAAGCGUAGAAGGAGAAAAAACAAAACAAAAAAAACGAACAAGGGUCAGGGAAAGAAAGACAGGCUUAAGACUCCAAAUGUAAUAAAUCCUUUCU